This is a messenger RNA of Juglans microcarpa x Juglans regia, 3995 nucleotides long. Its product is annotated as DNA mismatch repair protein MLH3. Gene Ontology annotation, biological process: mismatch repair. Gene Ontology annotation, cellular component: mismatch repair complex. The record is from RefSeq and is a predicted model, not a curated record. Gene Ontology annotation, molecular function: mismatched DNA binding; ATP hydrolysis activity; ATP binding. Lineage: Eukaryota; Viridiplantae; Streptophyta; Magnoliopsida; Fagales; Juglandaceae.
AGCAACAGGUUACACGUGUCCUAAGUAAGCUCUUCCCCGGUGAUCUUGUCAGAGCCCAUUAAUCUCCUCGACCGCCUUUAGCUUCUCCAGUCGUCCGUUUCAAAUCCCGCGAAUACAAUACGGUGCUGAUGGCCUGCUCAAUCAUCGACGUCGUUUGAUUUCCAAUGAGGAGCAUCAAUCCCUUGCCCGGGGCAGUUCGUAGUUCGGUGCGCUCUGGCGUUAUCCUCUUAGACCUGCCAAGGGUUGUGGAAGAGUUGGUUUUUAACAGUCUGGAUGCCGGCGCGACGAAGGUAUCAGUUUAUGUAGGGAUUGGCACCUGUUCAGUAAAAGUAGUGGAUGAUGGAUCUGGCAUUCCUAGGGACGGAUUGGUGUUGUUGGGAGAAAGAUACGCGACAUCAAAGUUUCACCAGUUGGCUGAUAUGGAUGAUGCAAGUGAGAGUUUUGGCUUUCGGGGAGAAGCAUUGGCUUCCAUUUCCGAUGUUUCAGUGUUGGAAAUUGUAACAAAAGCUUAUGGGAGGCCGAAUGGAUAUCGUAAAGUCAUAAAGGGAUGCAAGUGCAUAUAUCUUGGAAUUGACGGUGAUAGGAAGGAAGUAGGCACCACAGUUAAUGUCCGCGAUUUAUUUUACAACCAACCAGUUCGGAGGAAAUAUAUGCAAUCAAGCCCCAAGAGGGUGUUGCACUCAGUCAAGAAAUGCAUCCUUAUGAUUGCCCUUGUCCACUCACAGAUUUCCUUCAAAGUCAUUGAUAACGAAAGUGGGGACGAGCUUCUUUACACUCAUCCUUCUUCUCCUUUGUCACUAUUGACAAGUGAGUUUGGGGUUGAAGUUCCUGACUCUCUUCAUGAAUUGAACGUUGGUGAUGAUAUAUUAAAGCUAUCUGGCUAUAUAUCUGGCCCCUGUGAUGGUUUUGAAAUUAAGGCCUUCCAAUAUGUCUAUAUUAACUCUCGGUUCAUUUGCAAAGGUCCAAUUCAUAAACUGCUGAAUCAAUUGGCCAUUCAGUUUGACUGUUUGGAUCCAUGGAAAAUCAGUUCCCAAAACCAGAAAAGAAGUAGGUCUCAAGCUUAUCCAGCUUAUCUUUUGAAUCUAAGCUGCCCUCGUUCUCUGUAUGAUUUGACCUUUGAACCAUCAAAGGCAAAAGUUGAAUUCAAGGAUUGGGCUCCUAUACUUACCUUCACUGAGAAGGCCAUUCAAAGAUUUUGGAACGACAAUCUAACUCUUGGUAUAGACUUGUCAGAAACCUCUGAAAUUGCAAAAAAGAAGCUUAGGGUAAAAAAUCAUAAAGCUUCUCUUGACAUUUUCUCUUCCCCUUCGGAGAUGCUCAAAGAGUUCGACCAUUUGUCUGACAUAGAACAUGAUGGAAUUCCUCAUGCAAACCUGCACAAAAAUUCUGCUGAGUUUAUAGAGCAACAAAAUGAGAUGGGAUUUGUUUGUCAAAAUGAUUAUGCUUUCCAAUCAUGGGAUGGUCUUGAAGCCAAAUGCAUACCCUGUGAGUAUGAGAACCAUCUGUUGACAUCUGAUAACAAUUUUCUAUCCAUAGAAGAUAAUUGCUUGAAGAAUAGAUCCAAUGCUGAUGUGGAGAACAGUUUAAGCUCAGUAUGGGGAGUUGAGUUCCUUAAAGUUGAUCCAGUUGUGAGCAAUGAAUUGGCAGGGAUUGCAUUAUCUUGUGACUUGGUUGGCAGGGAUAUCGAGAAACCCUUCCUGCAGGUUUGUUCCUCACAACUAAGGCUGCUUGAGAGGGCUUUGUUUGCAAAUGAUGACGGAUAUGAAUUUCAAAGGGAUCGCUUCAGGACCAACUGGAAGCAAAGAAGUGCUCAUGACAGUGAUGAUGUUCUGGAAUUUGAAGGCACUAAACAGAGUUUUGAUUUACUUCCAAGGACCCAUUGGCAAGAAGAUGCAUCAUGUUCUCAGUCCUUUACCAGAGAAAUUAAAAAAGUUGAUGUGCCUGCAGAUUUUGAUUUUUCAUCAAGAGCUUUUGGGAAGUCAAUCCCAUCUUAUGCAGAGCAUUUCAUUGAAGAAGAUGUUCUUGAAUAUGAUUCGUUUGUCAAACACUUGGGGAAAUUAGGCUCUAGUCAUUCUGGCUGGUGUCCCUGGCCUCAGAUUCCUUAUUUCGCCACCCCUUGGGGUUUUGAGCAUUUAAGGGAUGGAAAUGCACUCAGGGAGAGUCCUCACUCUGGUGAAAGUGUUGGUUAUGGGCAUCUUGUGUCUAAGGAAAAGAGCGACUGCAAAUCUAGUUUUGAUAUCAUGCCAAAGGGCUCUAGACGGGAAUAUUGCACCUCCCCUUGUCUGUAUAACAAAGUAGAUUUUGAUGAUUAUGCUUGUUUUAGUAGAAAUUCCUGCAAAUUCUUUCCUAGAGUUAAUCAAGAGUAUAAAUUUUCUCUUGAACGUGCAAAUAUAUUGCCAGAUGAUACAGUCUGGUUGAAUAUGGAAUCAGAAGCUAAAGAUUACACACGUGUUGACAAAUAUGAAAGCCAAAGAGAUCCAAUGGGAUAUCAAGAUUCUGAACAGGAUCGUGUUCCUAAAAAAAGGUCGAGAAGAAGCCUUUCAGCUCCACCAUUUUACAGAGGGAAAAGGAGGUUCUUUUCCUUAAAUUGUCCUUCAAUUAUGAAAGCGGGAAAACCCGGAGCCAAAAUCUUUCACAAUGCUCUUCCUUAUCCAGAGGAUGAUCUGCUGAAACAUGCCAAACAACCUUCUGGUGCUCAUCAUUUAUAUUUCAAGCCAAGUUCUGUGGAGCAUUUGUUGUUAGACAAUAGACUGGAUAUGGAGAAGAUGACAAGCAUUUCAGCAAACUUGAAGGAGAAUGAAGAAGGUGACACUGUUGAACAGUCCUGUUAUUUUGGCAGUCAAGACAUGGCUCCAGUCUUCUUCUCAAAGAAAACUCAAGAUUCCGUGAAUUCUUGGUCUAAAUGGCGGAGUUUCUCUUCCCAGAUAACAAACAAAAAUAAAUCGUGUGAUACCAACAAUGAAAGUCAUAUACUUGACAUCUCUUCUGGAUUCUUGCAUCUUGCUGGUGAUUCUUUAGUUCCUGAAUCUAUCAACAAGAACUGCCUGGGUAAAGCCAAAGUUCUUCAGCAGGUGGAUAAGAAAUUCAUUCCGGUUGUGGCUGGUAGAACACUUGCUGUUAUUGACCAGCAUGCUGCAGAUGAAAGGAUCCGACUGGAAGACCUACGCAAUAAGGUGUUUUCUGGAGAAGCAAAGACGAUUAAUUAUCUUAACAUUGAGCAAGAGUUGAUCCUGCCAGAAAUAGCCUAUCAGUUGCUGCAAAAUUAUGCUGAACAGAUAAAAGAUUGGGGUUGGAUCUGCAACAUACAUGGUCAAGAUUCAAGGUCUUUCAAGAGGAAUUUGAAUCUUCUCCACAGGCGUCCAAUAGUUGUCACUCUUCUUGCGGUACCAAACAUUUUAGGUGUUAAUUUGUCUGAUGUAGAUCUUUUGGAAUUUCUUCAGCAGCUUGCUGAUACGGAUGGAUCAUCAACAAUGCCACCAUCAGUCCUCCGUGUCCUUAAUAUGAAAGCAUGCAGAGGUGCAAUUAUGUUUGGGGACUCUUUGUUACCUUCGGAAUGCUCCCUCAUUGUGGAAGAGCUAACGCAGACCUCGCUUUGUUUCCAGUGUGCUCAUGGACGACCAACAACUAUCCCCAUUGUCAACUUGGAGGCAUUGCACACGCAGAUAGCUAAGCUCGGAUCUUUGGGUGAUAACCCAAACAAGUUGUGGCACGGUUUACAUCGACAAGAACUUAGUAUUGAUCGUGCGGCACAGCGGUUAGGUUCUGCAAGAGCUUAGAGUUGAGGAGACACCAAAGGCAUUCCCAGAACCAUUGUGGCAGCCCUAAAUUGUAAUAGGCACGCCCAUUGUAAACUCAUUCUUUGUCAUAUGGUUUGUAUUUUCGUUUGUUAACAUUUUAGUACGCUUUGGGAUCCUGAAUUCAUGCAUCGAGGGAUUAAGAUAGCACAUUGUUUGCUUAUUAAUAUUCAAUUUUACGUAAUAAAUCACAAUUUUUUU